CUUCCAUAGGCAGCAUGAAGAAUGGUCGGAGUUCCAGGAGCCAUGGAUGCUGUGGAGCUUGCCAGACGGUUGCAAGAAGAGGCCACGUGUUCCAUCUGCCUCGAUUACUUUACUGAUCCUGUGAUGACUGCCUGUGGCCACAACUUCUGCAGAGAGUGCAUCCAGAUGAGCUGGGAGAAGGGGAAGGUCAAGAAAGGGAAGAAGAAGCAGAAGGGCUCCUUCCCCUGCCCCGAGUGCAGGGAGAUGUCCCCUCAGAGGAACCUGAGGCCCAACCGCCUACUGACAAAGGUGGCUGAGAUGGCCCGCCAGCACCCUGGGCUUCAGAAGCGAGACCUGUGCCAAGUACACCAAGAACCCCUUAAGCUGUUCUGCCAGGAUGACCAGAGCCCCAUUUGUGUGGUCUGCAGGGAGGCCCAGGAGCACCGGAUGCACAAGGUGUUGCCUCUGGAUGAGGCUGCAAGAGAGUAUAAGCUCAGGUUGGAGGAGGACAUAAAAUAUCUACGGGAGGAGAUGAUGAAGACGGAAACACUGCAAGCCAAGGAGGAGCAGAACUUAACUGAGUGGCAGGAGAGAGUGAAAGAGCGGAGAGAACGCAUCCUGGAGGAGUUCCAGAAGGUAGUUUUGUUUCUGGUGGAAGAAGAACGGAGGCUCCUCCAGAUCCUGAAGAAGGAGGAAGAGGACACCCUAGGGAAGCUGCAGGAGAGCAAGGCCUCCCUGGACCACCAAAGCCGGUCCCUGGACCUGAUCCUGUUGCAGCUGGAGGAGCGGAGCCAGCAAGAGCCCCUCCAGAUGUUGCAGGUGAGGCCAGAGGAUGCUGAGGUAUUUGUGUCCUUGGAUGUGAAGGACACCUUGACCAGGAAGGAGAGCCUCAGUGUGCAGUACCCAGAGGUGGUCCUCCCUGUGACUAUCAAGACCGUGUGCAGAGUUCCAGGACAGAUAGAAGUGCUCAAAAGUUUCCAAGAGGAUGUGAUGCCCGACCCCAGCUCAGCAUAUCCCUAUCUCCUCCUGUACGAGAGUCGCCAGAGGCGGUACCUGAGUCCACCACCAGAGGGCAGCGCCCCCUACAGCAAGGACCGGUUCGUGGCCUACCCCUGCGCUGUGGGGCAGAAGAGCUUUUCCUCUGGAAGGCACUACUGGGAAGUGGGCAUGAAUCUCACCGGGGAUGCACUCUGGUCCUUGGGGGUGUGCAGGGACAAUGUGAGCCGGAAGGACAGGGUGCUUAAGUCCCCAGAAAAUGGCUUCUGGGUAGUGCAGCUGUCCAAGGGGAAGAAACAUCUGUCCCUGUUACCCGAUUCCACUCCAGUCACUCUCACGGAGCCUCCCAGCCACAUGGGUAUCUUCCUGGACUUCCAGGCUGGGGAGGUGUCCUUCUACAGUGUAAACGAUGGGUCUCACUUACACAGCUUCUCCCAGGCUGCCUUCCCUGGGCCGCUGCUGCCAUUCUUCUGCUUGGGAGCUCCAAAGUCGGGCCAAAUGGUCAUCUCCACAGUGACCAUGUGGGUGAAGGGAUAGAGGCUUGGGGCCAGGCACAGACACUGGGUAUGCCAUGGUUCCCCAGAAGGCAGGGUACUUCACCACCGUGGCCACCUACCCAGGUUUCUCUGGGGCACUAAGAGUUAAUACCUGUGCUGGCAGGGCAACUCACCGAAAUACAAGCAAGAUUAAAAUGCU
Arvicanthis niloticus (Nile rat) is the source of this 1671-nucleotide messenger RNA. Lineage: Eukaryota; Metazoa; Chordata; Mammalia; Rodentia; Muridae. The record is from RefSeq and is a predicted model, not a curated record.